AUGGCAGCGCUUCUCCAGACUGCAGCGUCCCACGUCCGCGUCCCUCGCGCCUCUGACCGCGUGUACCGUGACGAGUGCGUCUUCUCCUUUGACUCUCCGCUCGCUCCCUCUGGUCUCUACACGAAUUUGCACUCGUUCCUGUCGUACGGAGCUUCCAGUCUCGCUUUUGACCGCAGCGACUCGGCCGUCUACUUGCACCAGCACCACCAGCGCAAGAUCAAGCCACGCACUUCCCACAAUGGUGCAGAAACGCCCACGAAGCUCGCGAUUGGUGGUGCUGGAGGCUUUGCCGCCAGUGUAGACGAUAAAUUUGAGCUUGACAAAACACUUUCCAUUGUUCUAUUGGACUCGGAGCUACGAGAGCUUGUCCGCGUGCCUUUAGACGCUCCAGAUGUUCCUAUUCGGGUAAAAGAAGCUGCUGAUGCUGUGCUGCACCAUGCAGGAAACACUGUCACGGAGGAGGUGGCGUCCUGGCAGGAGGAGCUGAAGCUGUCCAAGUAUGCAGACCAUCUGGAGCAGCUACCAUCUCCACCCCAGAUUGCGUCCAACCCAUUGGCGUGGAAGUGUCAAGGGCCUCAGUGUGAUAAGCAGGAGAACUUGUGGCUCAAUCUCUCGGACGGCUACAUUGGCUGUGGUCGGCAGAACUGGGAUGGAUCCGGUGGAUGUGGUGCUGCUCUGACGCACUUUAGCGAGGCGGGAGGAAUGUACCCGCUGGCAGUCAAGCUAGGUACGAUAACUGCAGAAGGAGGCGAUGUGUAUAGUUACGCUCCUGAUGAAGAUGAUAUGGUCAAGAAUCCGCACUUGGCUCGGCAUUUGGAACACUUUGGCAUUAAUAUCAACAAUUUGCGCAAGACGGACAAGUCAAUGGAUGAACUGCAAGUGGGACUGAAUUUGUCGCAUGAGUUUGAUGCUGUGACGGAGGUCGGGAAGAAACUUGUGCCCGUGUCUGGGGCAGGAUAUAUAGGUUUUAAGAACUUGGGGAAUAGUUGCUACAUGAACUCGGCGCUGCAGCUGCUGUUGGCGUUACCAGAGGUUCAGGAACGCUAUUUUAAGGAUACAGAUAAGAUUUUUGCCACGGUAGACACGCCGUCAGCGUUACCCGUGGACGAUUUUGCGGCACAGUUUGCCAAACUUGCGAAUGCAGCACUUACGGAUCGAUAUGAGAAGCACUAUCUCACGCCUAAGGACAGCAGCAAGGAUGUGGAAGAGGACGACAUCCACAAUAUCGAUUUGCGACCGACAACAUUCCGUGCCCUUGUCGGCAAAGGCCACCCAGAUUUCUCGACGGGCCAGCAGCAAGAUGCUGUGGAGUAUUUGCAACAUCUACUGGACUUUAUGACUCGAGUCGAGCGUGUAAGUACGGACCGCUUAGGACCACUUCUUCCAGGAGGUAGUGCUACAAGUGCGGAGCAGCCGACUGCAAGUUUGUUUAAGUUCAAGCUGGAAGACCGUGUGCAGUGCAUGUCUUCAAGUAAAGUCAAAUACGUGCCGCGCGACGACACGGUCUUACAGUUGCAAAUCCCCCUGGAGGCAGCCACCAACGCGACACAGGUGACUGCAUACCAGGUGCUAAAGCAAAAGCGCCAGCGCCUUGUCGACAACGGAAAGUCUGAGAGUAAUACGGCCACAGAUCACGUCGAGCGUGUGGUGCCCGAUGUUCCGUUUGAAGCUUGUGUUGCAAAGACGUUGGCACCCGAAAUUAUUGACGACUUUUUGUCUCCAGCAACGGGCAAGAAGGGCCAAGCACAGAAGACGGUUCGCUUUCGCUCAUUCCCGCGUUACUUGCUUGUGCAAAUGAGACGCUUUUACGUAGCUAAAGACUGGACGCCUAAGAAGCUUGAAGUCGAGGUGAAGGUACCUGAAUGGUUUUCACUUACAAGAUUUUUGUCCAAGGGUCUUGUAGAUGGUGAGGAGGAAAUGAAGGAUGGGCUUGCAGCCAAUGUGGCGAGUGAAAGCGUCGUUACUACCGUGACGGACACUGCGGACGAAGCUUUAGUGGCUCAGCUAGUUGCCAUGGGUUUCUCUGAAAAUGGCUGCAAGCGCGCGGCGAUUGCGACUGGCAACGCCAAUGCUGAAGCUGCGAUGGAAUGGAUUCUUAGCCACAUGGAUGAUCCGGACUUUGACCAUCCACCCCCACCAGCACGUUCUGUAUCCGCGGCUGUUGGCGAGUCAUUUAACAUGGAGGUUGUCUCCAGUUUAAUGGCAAUGGGCUUUGCAGAGUCUCACGCUAAGUGUGCGCUAAAGCAAACGGAGAAUGAUCCUGAUCGCGCAGCGGAGUGGUUGUUCAGUCGUAUGGAUGAUUUGGACGGUGCUGUCGCCGACUGCAAUCGCGGUGCAGCGGCAUCAGUCGUCUCCACUGAUGAUAGUGGGUCCUCCGAAAAUCGUCUGGACAGCGAAGUAGUCGGUGAUUUCUCUCUUGUAGGUUUUGUCAGCCAUGUUGGCAAGAACACCAAUUCUGGGCACUACGUUUGCCACAUGAAGAAGGAUGGCCGCUGGAUUAUCUUCAAUGAUGACAAGGUGGCCGUGUCAAAGGAGCCGCCGCUAGGUGCUGGAUAUCUUUACUUGUUCCGUCGCACCGACACGCUUGCCUAA
Peronospora matthiolae is the source of this 2592-nucleotide messenger RNA. The record is from the annotation of a GenBank genome assembly. NCBI's taxonomy places the organism in Eukaryota, Oomycota, Peronosporomycetes, Peronosporales, Peronosporaceae.